This is a messenger RNA of Cucurbita moschata (crookneck pumpkin), 1591 nucleotides long. Its product is annotated as transcription repressor OFP4-like. Bases 204 to 1373 code for a protein of 389 amino acids. The record is from RefSeq and is a predicted model, not a curated record. Lineage: Eukaryota; Viridiplantae; Streptophyta; Magnoliopsida; Cucurbitales; Cucurbitaceae. Gene Ontology annotation, biological process: negative regulation of DNA-templated transcription. Gene Ontology annotation, molecular function: DNA binding. The transcript has a single exon.
UGUCAUUUGCUUAAUGCAAGUUUUCUCAUAGUUUUUCGUUGCCAAGCUUUUCUUCGGGGCCCGUUUCCUUUUUCCCUUGGCCUCUGACAAACCAAACCCAAUCUUUCAGUUUUUCAUGUCAGCUUAACUCUCUACACGUAUUGUGUUCAUAUAAAGGGAACGCAAAGCAGCAACUUGAGUAGGAACGAGAAGAGUUGGGUUGGAUGGGGAAGUACAAGUUUAGGCUGUCAGGUAUGAUACCAAAUGCCUGGUUUUAUAAGCUCAAAGACAUGGGCAGCAACAGAUCAAAGCAUAACUCCUCUCAAUCUCAAUCCACCUCCAAGAAAAAUCUCAAGUCUAGGACCAUGUCGCAGCAGACACCUCACGUCUUGCAGCCAUUUUACUUCACUGAGUUCAUCCCAAAACUUCGUGGAUUCGACAACUCACCCGUUAACCAGAACUUCUCAGUCACCCAUUUUCCUGAUCCAGCCAGAAAAUCAUCGAGAAGAUCCAGGAGGAGAACCAUUUACAAGCCUUCCCCAAGGGUUGUCAACCCCGUCUCAGCUACCUGCAUUUGUCACAUCUCUCCCAAUUCAGUUGGAACUCUGCUUCGUUCUCCAGAUUCCUCAUUUUCUUCUAUAGAGUACUCCCCUGGAACUGAGGCCUAUGAAUCCAGUCUCUCUGAAGCAGAAGGUGCCAACACGUUUUCUUCGGACUCCUUCGAUGAUGUAGCCUCAUGGUCCAGCUCCUGCAAAUGCACGCUCAGAUCUUCAAACAAUGAUAUCAUCAUAGACAUGAAUGAUGAAUUGGUUGGAAGAAAAACUGGCAAGCUACAUCUACAUGAGUCCAACUGGGUCAGAGAGAUGAAUCAGCUUCCUCCAAUAUUGAGGAAGCCAAUGUCAAUCAAACAAAAGGCUAGCAAGGCCGCCAACUUAAGAAGUUCGUCCAAGUGGAAAGAAAUACAAGAAAACCAAUCCCUCUCUGUCAAAACGGAGGAGGAAAACAUCAGAAAUGUGGAGAAACUAAAAACCAGUUUUGUUGCUAGAAAGUCAUCUGCAAGUUCGGUAAGUGUAAAACUGAGAGCCAAUUCGCCAAGGAUUGGUAGGAAAAGGAUUCAGGGACAUGCAAGAAGGAAUGUGUCAUCCAGAAGUGAACUGAAGAGCAAGAAUAGUUGCCUUUCGGAGAGCGUUGCAAUGGUCAAGACAUCACAUAACCCUCAAGAGGACUUCAGGGAAUCAAUGGUAGAGAUGAUUAUUGAGAAUAACAUCAGGAGUUCCAAGGAUUUAGAAGAUCUUCUUGCUUGCUACCUCAUUCUGAACUCUGACGAAUAUCAUAAUCUCAUCAUCAAGACUUUUGAGCAAAUUUGGGUUGAUAUGGCUGAACUUCAUAUCUGAAAGCAUUUCAGAUAAUGAAAUACUAGAAAUACGUAUAUUCUAUCUGCUAAAAUAAGACACAUGUAGGUUUGCUUUUCUCCCUUCCUCCACUUCUUAAGUGGCUUUUGCUAAUAAGUAAUAUCAAACUUCUAUCAAAGCAGGUUGUCAACCUCGAGCUGUAGCCAGUAUAUUAUGUUUGUGUUAUUACCAAAUCUAUGAGAUAUGUGGCCGUUUCUACA